AUGUCAGGCCAACCCUCGCUGCGGGUCGAGACCAGCCAUCUUGGGGACAACUUUGUCAUAGGCAAUGGCUCUGCCCCUUCUUCCCCAACAUCUCCUCGUUCGCCAGCCUUCUCGUCUGCCAGAGACCGCGCACGGAGCAUCUCGCAGUCGGUUCUUCCCUCAUUUCGAAUUUCUAGCGUCGGAGACGGAGAGAAGGCUACAGAAUCCAAGCAACGCUCGUCGAGCCAGUCUAUCCCACAUGGCUUGAACAGGGCGCGCAAUGAAUCCCGCAAGCUUCUCGCCCACAUCCUGGCCCAACUGCAGAACAGGCCUGUGCCCCCGUCUCUGCUCAAUAGCCUCGUAUAUGGAUCAAACCAAACGGAGAAAGGGAUAGGCUCUGUCAUGAAGUCCGUCAAAGGAGCAGUGAGAUAUACUGGCACCUUGCGGGAACGUCGUACCCACCAACCCGUCCCUCAAGAUGACAACGACUCUGAUGAUGACCACGACACAGGGUUCACUACGGACCUUACGUUUGAUCUCAUGAACCAGCUCAAAGACGUCCUCGUUCUAUCUAUUGCCCACAAAUGGGACAUUUUUUAUGAUAGCACCGCCCCGCAGACUCAACGAAGUAACAGCGACAAGUUCAGGGAGUCCUUCAUGCGACGCAGGAGCCUGUCUGUAGGACGGGGGGAUCGCUCUCGCUCACCAUCCGUCGGCAGGGAGUCUGAACCUGGGGUCGUUCGGGCACCACAACUCUUGUCGCAAUGUAUCUCCCUCCUCGCAUCCGUAAUUACGGAGGACUGCCGCUUCAAAAUCUCAUCGCCCCGCCCCGCUCGACCUCCGAACUCCCUUCAGGCUGUCACCCUCGACGUUGCGCAGUUCUUACUACAUGCCCACCGUCAUGAUCCACGAGUCAUCUCGCAAAUUGGAUUUGCCUUGCUACCUGCCUUCCUUACCUUCAGCCCUGAAAUGCAUACACGGUUGUUGUCAUUCUUCGACGACGGGGUACUUGGCAAUAUACUUUCGGAUUUGAGGAAUAUACAAGGCACCCGCCAGCUAACGUCUCCCUCGGCAGAUCUAUCAUACAAUGACUCCAUGUCCAACUCCGAGCCCCCUAUGGUGUCUAUCCUCGUGGAUGAAGUUCAGGAAGAUUCCGGUGCCCCUCAGUCAGGUGCAACAUGGAGGCGUUGGACACAGUCUCUGUCGCCCGAAGACGUAGCACUUCGGGCGACGUCGGCGCCAUUGCAGGAGCUCUCCGUAUAUCAUCUGUCCUCGCUCAUACCACCACUGCUGGCUGCCAUCCUUGAGAGCAUCGACCUCACCACGACGAAGUCGUCAACGCUUCACAGGUUCCAUCGCCUACUCAGUCGAAUCGCAGAAAGCAAACCGGAUGCAUACCUGGACACCUUGGCCGUGGUAGCCUACCAUAAUCCACGGGCAAGAUACGCGGCCAUCAGCCUUCUGCUAUCCUACUGGCCACAUGCCAUCGGCCACCUCACGGUCAGCAAGACAUUCCCUGCCGUCAACUACCACGAGGCCAUCGAGCGCGAGACCCACGGCUCACUCGUUCCCCGCCGCCAUCACGCUCAUCCAUACGCUCACCAGUUCAUCCCAUGGCGUUUUGCACGGGCCUCCACCCCAGGCCUCUUCGCCGGCAUGUCGCAGAACGAUUGCCUCUCGUGCACACAGCCGAUCGAGGGCUUCGGUCUCCUCUGCCCGCUGUGCAUGUGCAUGGUGCAUUUCGAUUGUUACGACUACCCCGACGGCAGCUUCUUCUCGCAGUACAGUGUCGCCGCGGAUGCCAGCAAGCAGAAGGUUGCCGUACAUCGUUUCUGCCACAUCCUCCCCCAGCGCCAUGCCGCCGCCCCUGAGAUCAUACACAAGGAGCAGCACGCCUUCCGGCCUGUCAACCUCUUCAGCCUCACGCUGUGCUUCAUCUGCCGAGAACCACUCUGGGGCCCAGUCAUGCAAGCCGUCAAGUGUGGCUCGUGCAAGCAGUUCGUCCACUCGGCAUGUUUGACGCGCUCAUCCCACGCCGACCUGCCGCGAUGUCGCUCGGUCGUCAUCGACGACACGUACAUGACGAUCUCGUGGGCCGCCCUACGACAGUCCUUUGCAGACUACUACCGCGAACUCUUCCUUUCGGAGGCCGAGCUCCCCCGUCGGACAUACGAGGAGAUCUCAGUAUUCUUCACCGUGCUGUGGACGCAACUACAAAUACUGAACAAUGGCCUUGCCCUAGGCUCUAUAGUCAUCGUGCAGGAAGGGCCCACCUUUGAGGAGGGCCAGCUGGACGAAUUCGAGCUCCACUACUUGGUCGACCUCUACGAAGUCUAUCUGAAGUCGCGCAAUCCGAUCGUCUCCGUCACUCUCUCGGACCAUUUCGCAGAGAAUCGGCUACUCGCGUCCGAUACGCACGUCUUCUUCAACUGGAACAUCCUGUCCUUCGUAUCGAGCGUCAUCAAGAUGCCUGCGUCCGACCCCGGAGAGUCAUUCGACACGCCUUCCGCGGAUCUACUCGCGCCCAGUCAACCGGGCCGUACCCAGGGCUCCUCGGCGGACGACAGCACGUACCCCUACGAGGUCGUCACGCUCGCGCAUCUCCGGGACCAGCUCGGCGACCAGCUCAACCUGCACUCCGAAGCGGCCGCGCGGUACCUCCUCUCGCACCUCUUCCAUCUCGGCUUCUUCCAGCGUGUCGACUCGCAGAGCCGACUGUUCGACGGCGGUCCACACCCCGAGCGCCUGCAGUGCUCGUUCCCGAUUCCGCUCGGGCUCGAGGUGUCCGUGGAGGUCGAGACGUUGGUGUCGGCCAUUGAGGCCUGCUUGUCUGACAUAGACUUGUCUGUCAACGAGGCGGGCCUUCUGCUCCUGGUGCGGAAGUUCUGGCCUGACGGUAUGCUUACCGAUUACGCACUGCGUCGAUUGUCGAAGGCGGUCCUGGAGUGGAUCUGGUCUGAGGACGACGACUUGGCCACGAUGCUUCGUGACUAUGUCGCGCGAGGACUCAGCCUUCCCGGCGUACGCGCAGGUGUUGAUCAGCAGCCGUGGCCCUCCUCAACGCAGUCGCGUCCUACCGCGGCGAGCUCUGCCAAUAACGGCGGUGACUACGUCGCCGGAAGGCGGGCGUUGUCAAACCGGUAUGCUGCGCGAUGGCUACUCGCAUUGCACGAUCAAGGCGUGGACGAGUAUGCCACCAUGGUGUUCGACGUUCUUGUCGAGCAUGCACAAGACCUUCCGAUCGCCGAUGACUUCUUCCUGGGGAAAGGUCGUGAUCCUGUAGCUAAGCGGGAAGUAGUCAUCACGGAGAAGCUGUUGCAUCUAAUCCUAAAGCUCAACCAAGCCUCGGUGGUAUUUACGACCUUUGAUGACCUCUUCCAAAAGUGGCUGUCCAGGGCUUCGUCCUUGGACAUCGACCAGCAGAUACCGCUAGCGUCUUUGUCCCGACUGUUCAACAGGGAGCUUGAUUCCGCAAGCCAGCGUUUCAGCACAGCUGCCGAUCCUCGCCUGACCAUGACGGACAACUCCAGCUUGCUGAACGUGAAUCCUCUCCGGGUCAUCAUCGACAUCGCUACGAAGAGCAAAGACGGAUACGACAGCACGCUACACUGGCUCUGCCUCUUCGUCCGCUCCGGCGUCGAGAUCUCCGUCCCGACAUUCAUGCAGCUCGUCAUGCUCGGAAAGAAGUUCGGCGUGUCCUUGGAGGAGAGCUCACUCAUCGUGAAAGCGGCGCUAUGGUCAUGUUGGCUCAAAUCAAUGGGACGCCAGGACAUGCAGAGUGUCAUCACAACAAUCCAUACAAAUGUCGGCCAGGAACUCAUAGCUCACCUACAGUCUCGCGCGGAUAGUGCGGAAGCGCAAGUGCUGCAACUCGUUCGACUGUCUUUGUCGACGUGCCUAUUACUCUACGGGUGUGACAGGACAUUUCUCCAGACUUCCGGCCUUAUACAGGAAAGCGAGGUCCAAGGACUGCCCUCGAGGAGGAAGCUGCAUGCGCGUGGCACCACUAUCACGGAUCCCAUCAUCGUGAACACUGCGCUCAUAGACGCGGUGCGGAGCUAUGUCGAGACUGGGUCUGACGACGUCGCAUGCCUCGCCGCCAAAUUCCUCGACGCGUUCAUGCAUCAUGCACCCUUCGUCGAGUCGUACGAGGUGGAUAACUUCAUUUUGCGGAACGGAUCCUCGGUAUGCACCUGCGUGUGGCAAUUCUAUGCAGUCCAGGACCCACAAAUAUCCACAAUCCGUACAAGCCUCCUACUGCGAAGUCUUGUCGUCGACCCGCAGCCUUUCCAGUGGCUCCUGCAGCGUCUAUUUGAAGAGGGCGGCAGCUGGGAAGUUCGUUUGGAUGCUGUGGUUCGACUGUUCCGCAUGAUCGAGGAUGCGACCAGCCCUGCGUUCGUUGUCGAGGACCGGCAGUGGCGCUCCAGCGUGAUAGACAUCUUCCGCUACUUCUUUGCGGCUCUUUGGGAAGAUGAACGCGAAGAGGUCAGGCUCGCCGUCGACACGUGGUCACAGACACUUCUGGCUGCUCACUUCGAUGCAAUCACGCUCUGCUGGAACGAAGCUCUCGUCAAGUCUCCCAUUACAGAUCGCGCGAAGUUGGUCGCGUUUCUAAACCAGCUGCGGCCGCACUUCCCGCAUUGGCGCUUACUCUCCUGGGACGUUGUCCUUGAAACUCUGCUGGAGAGCGAGUUUAUUCAGCGGAAUGGCGACGAGGAGGAAGGUCCAUUGUCAGCCCACUUGUCUAUGUAUGGUCUCCCUUCGGGAGGUCGACACACGAUGCAUGUCGAUCCAGAGUUGCAGUCACUGCAGCACUCUCUGCUGUCUCUGGCGUUGAGGAUGCUUUCCGACGGGAUUCCGAUUGACCCCAGCAGUCUACUCAAGCUGAAAGACCAUCUUGCUCGCGCGCUAGGCUUCGCAGAGGUAGAGAUAGUGACUGCAGGGACGGGCAACGCGUUCUACGUCCGCUUCGGCAGCCUCGGCGCCGUCCCAGAGGUCGCAUAUCCAUGCCUGAACGAGCUGAUGCUGGUCCUGGAUGCGGCCGUGCCCUACGACCUGGUGCCCUCAGCAAUGGGUGGGCGAUUUGCGGACGAAGAAAUGGCGUCUUCCUUACUUGUGGGAUCCGUGUUCGUCGAUGUGUUUUUGGAGACGUUCAUCCACUGCGAGGAGCUGGAGCACCUCCCUGCGAUCACGCUGAAGAACAUGCUGAAGUCUUUGAUCAUCAUCAUAUACAAACACGACUUCGACAGCAGGACUCUGAAGCUCUUCCAACCCCAGCUUCGCAAGGCAGUCAAGCGAGCACAAGAGCUCCUCCUGAUGGACCUCAGCUACGAUAUCCGGCAACUCGUUCUGACCUUGUGUCAUGCGUUCAUCAAGAGAUGGCCCAACCUCACUGGCAACUUCGUUUGCGAAGUCAUUGAGGCUGCCGUCUCUCUGGUGGAGGAACUCGACUAUCUCCACAACGGUGACGACAUACUGAUAGACCAAACGAAGAACUUCUUGCGCACCACUUUGGCGCUGUAUGCCUUCAGCGGCGUUUUCUGUGUGUUGUGCAAGCGCAUGCGCUCGCCUGAGUUCUUUGCCAUCAUCAAACAUGUCAUAGGUCCCCACGUCAAGGCAGAGCACAAUCCAAACCCUAUGGAAAAUCUUCGAGAUGCUCUUCUCCGCGACACCCUGUCGCGUGCACUCGAGGGUGAGGACGAGUCAUUGCAAGUCGUUCUGGACAACGUCAACACCUACGUCGAGAUUGUUCACCAUACGGAAUACAGUCCCGCGCUCAUGCAAUUCGUCGGACUAUGUCUCGCGAGUUUGACCCGGAGAACGGCAGACCUGCACUUCGCACGAUUUGACCCGAGCGCGUUGCUGUUGCUCGCCUGCACGCUCAUUCAACACAACAAGGCCCACAGUCGAGACCUCCUCUUGUACCUGGAAACGCUGCUUCGAUCAUCGCUCGUCCGGUUCAGCGUGUCCGUGCUGAGUUUGCGGCGUGUUCUACACGUCACAACUACGCUUUAUCGCAAGGCCGCCAAGGCUUCCGGGACCAACUCGCAGAACGCGCUCGUCAACCCGGUCGCGGGUGCGAUGCUCGAGAUCACAAAGGACUUCCUCCACUCGAAGGCGCGCGUGUCUCCUGCGACACAGAUCGCCCUGGUCGAGGCCUUGACCGCUACGCCGGAUCGGGGUAGCACAAGGGCCAUGUUCAUCCCGCUAGACUCACAAGUCCGCCUCGCAGACGACGGGAUCUCGUUCUUGUACUACGAGAGCUCCCAGGACGUACAAGGCGAUUUCGGGGCGGCGCAGGCGAUCGCGAGGAUGAUCAUGCAGGGUGCGGAAGUGCAGCCAACCCUACUGGGUAGCCUAGAUAAAAACCCGAUGACCAUCCGUGUCUGGAACAUCCUUCUGAUAGGGGCGCUCUCCAGGCCGGACGGCGCGGCGGCGCUGCUGAUGUUCCAGCACUUCACCGCGUUCACGCUCGCAUACAACACCGCGCUCAACCAGUACCAGUCGCCCGCCCACAUCGCGAGCUCCGACGCGCAGGACCGCGCGCACGGCGACAUCAGCUACGCGUAUGCGUCCAUCAAGCUGUGGCUCUUGCUUGCACGCAAGGCGGCAGCCGAACGCCCGCCGCUCGAUGCUUCGGGUGGGCUGCAGGACGGCGAGGCCCUGGCGGCGCAGAUGGUAUGGAACGAGCUGUGGCCGCCGUUCGAGCACGUAGUCGCGGCGUUCGAGGCAGAUGUGCACGCUGGGAACAGUUCGCCGUUGGCGUCGAGUAUCUGGACCUCUGUUGGUGACUUGUUCUUGUUCCUGCGCCAGUCGCGCGCGGUGAUCGCGCUCGACACGGUUGUGUCUAGCCGUAUCCUCACAAGGCUGAAGGAUGUCGUGAGGAGUGAAUCGAAGAUCGCCAGGGUUGUGCGGAGCUUGAAGGACCCACCUACGGUAGAUUCGCUGGACUACUUCGCGAACCAAGUGAUCACGGAGAUCGCAGCCGAGGAGAAGCUGCAGGCAGCGAAACGGCAAAUCAACCUAGAGCGAGGGCGUAGAGUCGCCAGCUAAACAACGAAUUCUCUGUGUCGAUCCCGGUUUAUGCUUGUAUCAUAUAUCGUACAGGUGGAGGUUGGAGGGCAGGAUAGAUGCUGGCUUGCAGUAGAAUUGUACUACAUUAUUGCACUUUCC
This is a messenger RNA of Trametes versicolor FP-101664 SS1, 7152 nucleotides long. RefSeq lists its product as uncharacterized. The record is from RefSeq and is a predicted model, not a curated record. Lineage: Eukaryota; Fungi; Basidiomycota; Agaricomycetes; Polyporales; Polyporaceae. The coding region runs from base 1 to 7032 and encodes 2343 amino acids. The transcript is spliced from 23 exons.